AUGCAGAUUCUAGUUGAUAAUCCAUGGCUCGAACCCUACAAUAACAAAAUACAGGAAAGAAUGAAUGAUUAUCUUAAUGCUAAAGCUUUUAUUUCCCAAAACGAAGGCUCUUUAGAAAAAUUUUCUCAAGCAUACAAAGAAUACGGCAUUCAUAAAGUGGAUGGAGGUAUUAUUUAUAAAGAAUGGGCUCCUAAUGCCGUAGAAAUCCACUUGGUUGGCGAUUUUAACGAUUGGAAUGUCGAUGAUCCAUACACGAAAUGUGUUAAAGAGGACGUUUAUGGCCAUUUUAAAUUAUUUAUACCAGAUUAUGAAGGAAGACCAGUCAUUAUGCACGAUUCCAAAGUAAAAUGCGUAUUAAAACUCAAUAAUGGCGAAACUGUUUGGAGAAUUCCAGCAUGGAUCCAAUAUACACGCCAAAAUGAACAUGAUGUUGAAUACAAUGGUGUCUUUUGGAAUCCUCCUCACAAAUACGUCUUCAAAAAUCCAAAACCAGGACCACUUGAUGACGCAUUGCUCAUCUACGAAGCACAUAUCGGCAUGGCCGGUCCUGAACAUAGAGUUCAUACCUAUAAAGAGUUUGAAAAAAACGUUUUACCCGUUGUAAAGAAGAACGGCUACAAUGCGAUCCAACUGAUGGGAAUUAUGGAACACCCAUACUAUGGUUCCUACGGUUACCAAGUCACAAACUUCUUCGCUGUCUCAUCUCGCUUCGGUACGCCAGAUGACUUGAAAUCCCUCAUAGAUACAGCCCACUGGAUGGGUAUUUGUGUCUUCCUCGACCUCGUACACUCCCAUGCUUCAAGAAAUGUCUCUGAAGGUCUGAAUUAUUUUGACGGGUCAGAACAUCAGUACUUCCAUCCAGGCGAGCGUGGAAAUCAUCCUUUCUGGGACUCAAGAUGCUUCGAUUACGGAUCAUAUGAAGUCAGACGCUUCUUAUUAUCGAAUGUCAGAUUUUAUCUCGAAGAAUACAAUUUUGAUGGCUUUAGAUUUGACGGUGUUACAUCAAUCCUCUACGUUGAUCAUGGAAAGAAGUUCGAUUACUCAUCCAUCAACGAAUAUUUCGAUGAUAAUGUUGACAGGGACGCAAUUACAUAUUUAAUGCUCGCAAAUGAUAUCAUCCACAGCUACGAUCGCAAUGCCAUUACAAUUGCCGAAGACGUCUCCGGAAUGAUCGGAAUUGCUCGUUCGAUCAAAGACGGCGGAAUCGGUUUUGAUUACAGGCUCUCCAUGGGCGUGCCAGAUUUGUGGAUCAAAAUGCUGAAAGACCAAUGGGAUGAAGAAUGGGAUAUGGAAAACCUUGCUAAAGAGUUAUUGAACAGACCAUACAAAGAAAAGACAAUUGCUUAUUGUGAAUCACACGACCAAGCACUUGUUGGCGAUAAAACAAUUGCUUUUUGGCUGAUGGACGCUGAAAUGUACACAAACAUGUCCUGUUUGAAGCCAGAAACGGUCUGUAUCGCAAGAGGAAUUGCUCUUCACAAACUCAUUCGUUUCAUUACUUUCACAUUAGGUGGACAAGGAUAUUUGAAUUUUAUGGGUAAUGAAUUUGGUCAUCCUGAAUGGAUUGACUUCCCUCGUGAAGGAAAUAACUAUUCAUACCAACACUGCAUCAGACAAUUCGAUCUUCCUGUUACUGACCACUUAAGAUACAAAUAUCUUUUAAGAUUUGACAACGCGAUGCUUAGUCUUGAGCAGCGUGAACAUUUCUUGUCUUCUGAUAAUAUUAAUCUUAUUCUAAGUGAUAAUGAAAGCAAAGUUAUUGCUUUCGAGCGCGGAAAUCUCUUAUUUGUUUUUAACUUCCAUUCUACAUUCUCUUACUCCGAUUUCGAAGUUGGUGUCAGUCAGCCUGGUGACUACAAAUGCAUCCUCUCGUCAGAUGAUGACUGGUUUGGCGGUCACAACUGCAUUGAUAAAAAUGUCACCCAUACUUCGUUCAUGGGACCAUGGCAGGGAUGCCCCCAUAAGAUUCCUUUGUAUAUCCCUUGCAGAACUGCAUCUGUUUAUAAGAAGUUUUAA
Messenger RNA from Trichomonas vaginalis G3, 2016 nucleotides. Its product is annotated as GlgB family. Gene Ontology annotation, molecular function: hydrolase activity, hydrolyzing O-glycosyl compounds; 1,4-alpha-glucan branching enzyme activity; cation binding. The record is from RefSeq and is a predicted model, not a curated record. Gene Ontology annotation, cellular component: cytoplasm. Gene Ontology annotation, biological process: glycogen biosynthetic process. Lineage: Eukaryota; Parabasalia; Trichomonadida; Trichomonadidae. The coding region runs from base 1 to 2016 and encodes 671 amino acids. The transcript has a single exon.